AUGUUCGUCAUGUUCCUCGCCACCCUCGUCGCCGUCCUCGUUCUCCUCUCCCUGCGCAUACCCGCAGUAUGGCUCUCUUUCAUGGCCGUCGACGAACCUUCGGAUGCACACGAGCUCGGACUCGCCCUCGUCGCGGCUCGAAAUCCGUUUCGAGAAAGCGGGCCACCGGCCUGUAUGGCGAAGCUUAUCAUGCUCAGACACAAGCUCAAUCAGAACAGUGGCCGCAAACGCCGUUCAAGCCCACCCCCAAGCCCACCUCCGCGCCAGCUCCAACCCCAGCUCCCGCGCACGGUCUACGCCCUCCCGCCGCUCAACUUCCAGACCCGCCAACGACCCCUCGCGUGGGCCCGCUUCCCCAAAAACUUUGGAAAGCAGCAUUGUUGA
Molecule: messenger RNA, 384 nt
Organism: Heterobasidion irregulare TC 32-1
Lineage: Eukaryota; Fungi; Basidiomycota; Agaricomycetes; Russulales; Bondarzewiaceae
Exons: 3
Coding region: 1-384 (127 amino acids)
Source: RefSeq, a predicted model, not a curated record